AUGGUUGUAGAGAGUUUGUGGAAGAACCGGAAUAAUAUUGUUUGGAAUAAUAACAGGGAAGAUCUUGCGAGAAUUGGUAUCCAAGCUUAUUACAAUUGGCUUGAUUGGUUUAAUGCUCGGGAUGACUCUGGUGUCGCUUGGGAUAAAGGUAUCACUUCACCUAUAGAAGCUGAAGCUUUGGCUCUAAAGGAGGCCAUUCAGAUUGCUAUUACCACGAACUUAAAUAAUGUGAUUUUUGAAAGUGACUCCCAAGUGGUAAUUCAUGCUAUUAAUUCUACGGUUUCUGGGAAGUCGGAGUUUAAUAUUAUUAUUACUACUAUCCGGAGAUUGUUGAGUCUUGUUACAAACUUUGAGGUAAAGUUUAUUAAGCGCCAAGCGAAUAUGGUUGUUGACUCUUUAGUUAAAGCGGCCAAUUCUUGGUCUAGGCGUAGUUUCGUUAAUGUUGCACCUCCUUGUAUUGAUAUUUAUUUGGUUAAUGAUAUGAGUUAA
Molecule: messenger RNA, 489 nt
Organism: Vicia villosa (hairy vetch)
Lineage: Eukaryota; Viridiplantae; Streptophyta; Magnoliopsida; Fabales; Fabaceae
Exons: 2
Coding region: 1-489 (162 amino acids)
Molecular function (GO): nucleic acid binding; RNA-DNA hybrid ribonuclease activity
Source: RefSeq, a predicted model, not a curated record